UCAUGUGGACACACUUUUUGACCUAACUACACAAUCUAGUUUAAUAAUUCUAAAUCUAUGUCUGUACGCCGUUUAAAAAAAAUACCCUUGCAACACUGGUUGCUCAGCAACGAAAUACUUGAUUUGUUGACGGAUGGAAUGUCAUAACAAUGUUUUGUUUUAAUCAAUAAUAGAUGUUACUUUAAUUGAUUUUAAAGCUACUGGGGAUGUAAAAUGCUAACAAGACAGCAAGAAAUAGCUAAAAUUAAUUCUCGAUUAACGCAAUGAAGUUGUUCACGUUAUUUACUUACAAUGUGGAAGUUCAAUACAAAAGUUAUCUUCUAUCGAAAGCAAUGUUAUUCAUAUUGUUGACUAACGCAAUUAUUAUCAUUUUACCUUUCAUUUUUGCAUACGGGGGUCGAGGGUUUUGGCUUAAGUCUCAGAGUUACUUUGAACAACCGGUGGUAUUUUUUACAUACGACUACUUGUUUGUGGCCGAGACUGAUGAUCCUAGUCAGCCAAUAGUGUGUGGUAAUGAAAACCAUGACGAUGAUGAAUACUGUGCCGAAUUUCAGGUGGGUGAGUACGACAAUAAUGAUGAUGGAAAUAAUGAUGUAUUGGAACUGAAACUUCUUCUCAAAAUCCCUCCGCCCAAGACAUUAGCUUCAGUAGUUCUACUUUUUGGAUUGGACCUCCAAUUAAAGACUAUAUGCCCCCUUCAUAUGCAGGGAUUAUCAAUAAUAACAAAGGAAUUUUCUCAGCCACCUUCUGCAUUAAUUUACUAUGGAGACUUGACCUUACAUCAGGCUUCCCACUUGCCAUGCCAUCCCAAUACUGUAGACACUGCAUACAAUAUAACUUUCUUUGGACACUUGGGAAAGAAAAGUAAAGAUAUUGUAGAUGCUAUUAUAGAAGAGUAUUUUACUAGAGAAGCUAUUAUUGACACUAAGACAUUACACUCUAGAAGUCAAAAUGGGCAUACUGGAACUGUGAAUAUCAAAAUACGCCUAAGAAUACCCGAGACACUAGUACUGUAUACGCCAAACCUCCUGCAGGAGCUCAAGUGGGCGUGGCCCCAGUAUUUAUCUAUGGCAGUAGUACUGUAUUGGAUUUUCAAUAAAAUAAAAAAGUUUGUUUUCAGCAAUCGCUUACUGAUGGCAUGGGAAGUAGUCACAUGGAAGAAACCUUAACUACAAAGCUAUAAAGUUCAUGUAAAUUUGAUAUUAUAUCCCAAUUACCAUUAC
Leguminivora glycinivorella is the source of this 1223-nucleotide messenger RNA. Its product is annotated as transmembrane protein 231-like. Gene Ontology annotation, biological process: cilium assembly; regulation of protein localization. The record is from RefSeq and is a predicted model, not a curated record. Bases 264 to 1169 code for a protein of 301 amino acids. Gene Ontology annotation, cellular component: ciliary transition zone; ciliary membrane. The transcript has 5 exons. Lineage: Eukaryota; Metazoa; Arthropoda; Insecta; Lepidoptera; Tortricidae.